Hymenoscyphus albidus is the source of this 1148-nucleotide messenger RNA. Lineage: Eukaryota; Fungi; Ascomycota; Leotiomycetes; Helotiales; Helotiaceae. The record is from the annotation of a GenBank genome assembly.
AUGGAGUGCGCGUUAGACAAGAAUAGCUUUUGUUCUUCGCAUCUCAUUACACAAGACGGAACAGCUCCCUGGCAGCAAAGUCUUCCUUACCCAGGCUCCGAAAUAUUGCAGGUUGAUCAAUCCGCAUUGAAAUUCGCGCAAUCAAAAUCUUUUGAGCAUUCAGCCAAAAAAUGGGAAGCUCUCAAGCCAGACAUUGAAAUGAUGUAUAUCAAGAGGGACACAAAAUGAACAGACAUCAUCAAAAUUCUUAAAGAAGAACACUGUUUCAACGUCACGUAAGCCUAAAGUCUUCUGUCAAACAAUACCUGGAUUUCGUGCGUGCUAAUGGAGACGUAGUCAAAAACAGCUGAGUCUCGGCUUGAAAGCCUGGGGUUUCUUAAAGUACACGACUCAGAAGCAGAUAAUUACUGAACGCAAUCCUGAUGGGACUUGGGACAGAAGCAGAUACAAAAUAACAAAAACAAAGAUCAACCCACGAGGUCGAAAAAAGAAACAGAUUGAGAGAACCUGUCAGAAUCAGGAUGAUACCGAAAUUCUUGAGUGUAUGUACUUCAUGCUCGAAUCCAUUUUAAUCUUCUAACAUAAAGUAGUAGAAGCAUCCGAAUUCGACAAAUCAGAGUUAGCCAGGACAGAAUAUGAAACAAAUACUGCCACAGAGGCUCCCGAGCAAGUAGAGAUCACUCGUCGACUCAUCCGAUUGCUUUCGGAAUUAAAAAUCGAAUUCAAGGCCACGAUUCUGGGGUCGAAAUUGCCACUGCAUUGCGAAUCAAAGCCCCCCUUCCAUUCUAAUUUCAUCAGCGGGUCUGAAUUACAUGAAACCUCUGAUGGAAAUGUAUCUGACUACCCUGACUCCCCGGAAGCCUCUCGUGACUUUGCCGAGCAUGCCUCAUAUGAGUCUAUAUCACACAACAAAUAUGAUGGGUAUUUAAGCCGCAACAGUUUUGGUUUUUCACAUCCACCACAUCUUCCUCCAUGCUUCUACCCGAAUCCUUUUAACGAGCUUUAUAUCUUUCCGUCUCAGACUGCCAGAUCCCGACAACGAGCACGCUUCAUGCCCAAUCAAGCGAAAACAGAUGUCGACUCCAAAUUGCGCCAUCUUCAAAGGAUUGGAAUUUUAUCCCUAUCAAAUCCCGGGAACUCGAAAAUGA